Messenger RNA from Vanrija pseudolonga, 2916 nucleotides. RefSeq lists its product as uncharacterized. Bases 243 to 2765 code for a protein of 840 amino acids. The record is from RefSeq and is a predicted model, not a curated record. Lineage: Eukaryota; Fungi; Basidiomycota; Tremellomycetes; Trichosporonales; Trichosporonaceae. The transcript is spliced from 8 exons.
GCUCGCUCGCUGCUGGCUGGCUGGCUGGGUCACUCCGCUCACGGCUGCCAGCCCGGCUCGCCGGCCACACCAGCCUGCUGCCUACUCAACGCACACCGUUAUAGCCUGGCCUCCACGACGCCAACUGACCACUGCUCUCUCACUUGCUCGACUUUUGCAAGUGGUCGUCUCACCUCGUGUCGACCGACCUCUCGCUCCCAGCUGCUGCCCGCCCGCCCGCCACAGCCCAGCCACCAGCAACAAUGCUCACCGUCAACCAGGUCGCGCUGCUCGUCACCGGCGCGAGCCUCCUCGGCGGCAUCGCCCCGCUCAAGAGCCUCCUGCAGCCCCAUGUCCAGCUGAGCCCCGCCGUGAUCGGGUGGUCGAUCGCCGCGCUCGCGUGGGGGCUCGUCGCUCUCGGCCUCUCGACCGUCGUGCACACCCCGCUCGUGUUCAUGUGGAACUGCUUCUUCAAGCCCUUUGUCAAGGGCGAGAAGAACCACGAGGCGGGCGGAGACCAGAAGGAGAGCCUCGACAACUUUUACGCCGGCCAGGCUGACGUCUACGACUCGACCCGCGCCCACCUCCUCAAGGGCCGCGAGACCAUGCUCCAGCUGCUUGCCGCCCACCUCAAGGCCCAGCCCACCCCCCUCCGUUCCGACGGCACCGCCAAGCCCAAGAUCUGGGUCGACAUUGGCGGCGGCACCGGCUGGAACAUUGAGCAGAUGGACGAGUACCUCCCCCACACGUACUUUGACAAGAUCUACCUCAUUGACCUCUGUGAGCCGCUCCUCGACGUCGCCCGCCGCAGGUUCGCCGCCAAGGGCUGGAAGAAUGUGCACGUGCUCUGCCAGGACGCGUCGCGCUUUGUGCUCCCCGAGUGGGAGUCGGGAGAGCUCGACCCCCGCGGAUCGCUCACGGCCAUCACGCUGAGCUACUCGCUCUCCAUGAUCCCGCCCUUCUACCAGCUCCUCGACCGCUGCGACCAGGUUCUCGACCCCGAGCGUGGCCUUAUCGGUGUUGUCGACUUCUACACAUCGCGUGAUCUCGGCAUCAAGGAGCGCGCUAUCGGCACCCAGAGCAAGCGCGUCUCGUGGUUCUCCAAGUGGUUCUGGGAGUGCUGGUUCGAGUUUGACAAUGUCCACCUCCACGGCUCGCGCCGCGAGUACCUCGAGUACAAGAUGGGCACUAUCAAGCUGUACAAUGGCCGCAACAACUUCCUCCAGUCGUGGUUUGUUCAGAUCCCCUACUAUGUCUUCCUCGGCUGCUCUCGCCAGCGUGACGCCUCUGCUGCUUCGCGCGCAUUCGAGAUCGAGGCCGGCAACCACCUCGGCCAGGGCCGUGGCGGUCUCAUGACCCCCACCUCGCCCUUCUCCACCUCGACUCCCCUCUACUCGCCCGACCUCAAGACCAUUCCCGAGCUCACCAUCGGCCCCAGUGCCCUGGAGCGUGCGCAGGCGGCGCUCGAGAACGGCACCCACCAGCAGACCAUCUACGAGGCCGGCGCUCCCCUCUCGCCCUUCCACUACCAGCUCCGCAAGUCGUGGCGUCUCCCCUACCUCGAGGAGAAGAUCCACCAGCAGUUCCGCACCCACAUCUACGGCUGGACCUGGGAGGACCCCGAUGUCGACGUCAAGCGCCUCGGCAUCAACAAGGACGACCACGUCCUUGCCAUCACGUCGGCCGGCGACAAUGUGCUCCACUAUGCUCUCGCGGCCCAGUGUGCUCGUAUCCACGCCGUCGACAUGAACCCCUGCCAGGGCCACAUUCUCGAACUCAAGCUCGCGGCCAUCCAGACCCUCGACUACGCCGACUUCUGGCUCAUCUUUGGCGAGGGCCACCACCCCCAGUUUGAGCGCCUCCUCACCUCCAAGAUGUCGCCCUUCCUCUCGUCGCACGCUUAUGCCUACUGGAAGACGCACGCCGACCAGUUCAGCCGCAACUUCUACUUCCGCGGCUACUCGGGCUGGGCUCUCCGCCUCGCCCAGGUCGCCUUCUUCCUUGCCGGCGUCAGCGGCGACGUCAAGAAGGUCUGCAACGCCAACUCGGUCGACGAGCAGAUCCGCAUCUGGAACAAGCGCCUCCGUCCCGUCCUCCUCAACCAGGUCAUGCUCAAGGGCUUCCUCGGAAACCCCGUGUUCAACUGGCACGCGCUCGGUGUCCCCCGUAACCAGAUGAACUGCUUCCUGCAGGACGGUUCGGUCGCCGACUUUGUCACGUCCACCAUGGACCCCAUCCCGGCGCUCACCACGCUCAAGGAUGACAACUACUUCUACUACCUCUGCCUCAACGGCACGUACAGCCGCUCGUCGUGCCCUGCGUACCUCAAGCCCGAGGGCUUCAAGGCGCUCAAGGACGCCAAGACGAACAAUGCGUUGAAGCUGCACACCGACACCAUUAUCAACGUUCUCCGUGGUCUUCCCGAUGAGAACCUGACCAAGAUCAUCGUCAUGGACUCGAUGGACUGGUUCGACCCGAUCCCUCCCAAGACGCCUCUGCCGCCCACUGGCUCGACUGCGCUCGACGAGCUCGACCAGUCGCCAGAGGCGGCAUACGAGCACCUGCGCUCCGAGCUCGACUUCCAGAUUCUCGAGAUGCGCCGUGUGCUCCGCGUCGGCGGACACGCCGUGUGGCGUUCGGCUGCCAAGUACCCCUGGUACCGCCAGCGCUUUGAGCUUGCCGGAUUCAAGGUCGAGCCGAUUGACAUCCGCGAGAACAACCAGGCGAUUGACCGCGUCAACAUGUACGCCUCGUUCUGGCGUGCCGAGAAGGUCGCCGCUGCAUAAGCGCAGCGGUGCGGCCUACAACAGCGGUUGGACCUAGCCAAUCGUAACUAAAACGAGUAGAAGUAGUAAGAAGAGAGAGAGACAGAGUGCAGCAGUGUGCGUGUGCAGUAGUAUACAGAGUGAUACCCCCCUGCUAUGCAUUGAGAUAUCC